Molecule: messenger RNA, 9807 nt
Organism: Pelobates cultripes (western spadefoot toad)
Lineage: Eukaryota; Metazoa; Chordata; Amphibia; Anura; Pelobatidae
Source: the annotation of a GenBank genome assembly
GCAGUAUAUAAGGAGAGGGACCCCGCAGACUGGCUAUUCUUUUGCUGUUGUCGGAGAGAGAGGAUGAAGCUCCUGAUUGCAAGCGCAGUGUUUCUGCUGGGACUCAGCCUGGCAUGGGCUGAUACUCAGGAUAUCAGUGAGUGCUCACUCAACCUCAUCACUCACUGUCUCUUAUUAUAUAUUAUUCUCAUCACUGACUGUCUCUUAUUAUAUAUUAUUCUCAUCACUGACUGUCUCUGAAUAAUAUUCUAAUCACUGACUGUCUCUUAUUAUAUAAUAUUCUAAUCACUGACUGUCUCUUAUUAUAUUAUUCUAAUCACUGACUGUCUCUUAUUAUAUAAUAUUCUAAUCACUCACUGUCUAUUAUUAUAUUAUUCUAAUCACUGACUGUCUUAUUGUAUAUUAUUCCAAUCACUGACUGUCUCUUAUUAUAUAAUAUUCUAAUCACUCACUGUCUCUUAUUAUAUAAUAUUCUAAUCACUCACUGUCUCUUAUUAUAUUAUUCUAAUCACUCACUGUCUCUUAUUAUAUAAUAUUCUAAUCACUCACUGUCUCUUAUUAUAUUAUUCUAAUCACUGACUGUCUCUUAUUAUACAUUAUUCCCAUCACUGACUGUCUCUUAUUAUAUAAUAUUCUAAUAACUGACUGUCUCUUAUUAUAUAUUAUUCUAAUCACUGACUGUCUCUUAUUAUACAAUAUUCUAAUCACUGACUGUCUCUUAUUAUAUUAUUCUAAUCACUGACUGUCUCUUAUUAUACAUUAUUCCCAUCACUGACUGUCUCUUAUUAUAUAAUAUUCUAAUAACUGACUGUCUCUUAUUAUAUAUUAUUCUAAUCACUGACUGUCUCUUAUUAUACAAUAUUCUAAUCACUGACUGUCUCUUAUUAUAUUAUUCUAAUCACUGACUGUCUCUUAUUAUACAUUAUUCCCAUCACUGACUGUCUCUUAUUAUAUAAUAUUCUAAUAACUGACUGUCUCUUAUUAUAUAUUAUUCUAAUCACUGACUGUCUCUUAUUAUACAUUAUUCUAAUCACUCACUGUCUCUUAUUAUAUAUUAUUCUAAUCACUCACUGUCUCUUAUUAUACAUUAUUCUAAUCACUGACUGUCUCUUAUUAUAUAUUGCCAUCACUGACUGUCUCUUAUUAUACAUUAUUCUAAUCACUGACUGUCUCUUAUUAUUCUCCUGUCUGUCUCACUCACCUUCCAUCUCAUACUCAACUUAAUGAUACUCACUCACUGACACUCACCCUCCAUCUCAUACUCCAAUAACUGACACUCUCCCUCUAUCUCAUACUCAGCUCUCAGCUACUCACUCACUUACCUUAACAUUAUUAUUAUUAUUGCGAUUUAUAUAGCGCCAACAGAUUCCGUAGCGCUUUACAAUAUUAUUAGAGGGGGGAUUUGACUAUAAAUAGGACAAUUACAAGAAAACUCACAGAAACGAAGGGUUGAAGAGAGCCCUGCUCAAACAAGCUUACAGUCUAUAGUUUAUAUCACUCACACUAACUGUUGUCACUCAUCAGCUUACUGCCUGUCUCAUAGUCUGUCCUACUCACACUCACUCUAGCCGUCUGUCCUACUCACACUCACUCUAGCCGUCUGUCUUACACUCAGUCACCUUUACAUUCAGACUCACUCAAACUGUACUCCCACUCAGCUCCCCUGCCAUCCUUUUGGUUUCCAUGGUGAUUGCUCCACCAGUAGCACUUUCAGAACCCUCACUGUCUCUAACAGUCUGUAUGUAUGACUGUCUCAUUGUGACUGUGGCUGUCUCAUUGUGACUGUCUCUUUCUAUUAAUCUGCGUCACCUUGUGUCUCAUUCUGCUUUCACUUUCAUUUCCCCUUCCCUCUCAUUUCUUUCUUGUCGUUUCUAAGUGGAUUUUGUAUCAGUUUGUAUCUCAUCCUAUAGCCUUGAUUACUAAGGGUAAUAUUAAUGGGGAUUAUUUCCCUGUCUGAUUGGUGUAUUUUUUUAAAUAGACGCUAUUUCGCUGUGCAAUUAAAGCUAAAAUGUUAUACAAUUUCUACAAUUCAGCUUUGUUUAAUAUUUUUAGAUUUUUAUUUUUUGUCCCAAGGCAUCAUUAUAGGGACCUAUCACCGAAAUAUUUCAAAGACAAACUGGAAAAUAGGCGCUAUUAAUAAACAGUUUAAUUUUCAGUGUUUCUGACCCCCACCCUCUUCCUGGAAAUACACAGUUCCGUGUAAUGCAUUUGCGAGAGAUUCCCUCGCUCUAUCCCUCCAGGAGAUAUCCUGAUCUCUUGUUAAUCCAUUGCUUCUCUCAGAGUAGUGCCAGGGUAUUGCUAUGGUGCCCUGCAGUUCUUGUAGAGAAGCAUUUACACAAGAUUCUAAUUUCUCUCUGUGAGCGGAGUGUAGUGGUUCUGGUGUCUAUAGCGUCCCCCUGCAAUGUUAGCACUGUAAUCAAUGCCCUUUAGUGGCAGUCACUCAGAUGGCCACUACAGGUGCUUCCUGGGUCAGUGCUGAACACUACACAGCACCUAUGUUCAGUGUCUCCACACACUACAUGGUGACGCUAAAUGUUCCCCAUAGAGAUGCAUUGACUCCUGACUCAUGAGCCAUUGACUCGUGCAUGCACAGUACCCUCCUAAAUCUUUCCUAAAUUAGUCUUUAUACACACAGAAACAUUGUGGGAUAAAUCUUAAAGGGACACUAGUCACCAAAACAACUUUGGUGUAAAGAUCAUGCCUCUGAAGUUUCACUGCCAUCUAGGAGUUAAAUUACUAGCCACACCUCCCCUGGCUGUGACUGACACAGCCUGCAUGGAAAUAAAAUGCUUUAGUUUUCAAUCAGAUGUAACUUACUUUAAAAGUUUAUAUCUCCUGCUCUGUAAAUUGAACUCUAAUCACACACAAGGGGCUCAUGUAGGGUCCACCAAGCUAGUAACAGAACAGGAGAUAAAAAAAUUCUAAAUUAAACAGAUUGUACAAUAAAUUAAGUGUAAACCUUAAAUGACUCGUUGCAGGAAGUGUUUAUGAAGACUGCUAAAGUCACAUGCUGGGAGGUGUGCCUAGGGAUUCAUAUACAAAGUGAUUUAAAGGAACACUAUAGUCACCUAAAUUACUUUAGCUAAAUAAAGCAGUUUUAGUGUAUAGAUCAUUCCCCUGCUCAAUUCACUGUCAUUUAGGAGUUAAAUCACUGUGUUUCUGUUUAUGCAGCCCUAGCCACACCUCCUCUGGCUAUGAUUGACAGAGCCUGCAUGAAAAAAAAAAAAACUGGUUUCACUUUCAAACAGAUGUAAUUUACCUUAAAUAAUUGUAUCUCAAUCUCUAAAUUGAACUUUAAUCACAUACAGGAGGCUCUUGCAGGGUCUAGCAAGCUAUUAACAUAGCAGGGGAUAAGAAAAUCUUAAUUAAACAGAACUUGCAAUAAAGAAAGCCUAAAUAGGGCUCUCUUUACAGGAAGUGUUUAUGGAAGGCUGUGCAAGUCACAUGCAGGGAGGUGUGACUAGGGUUCAUAAACAAAGGGAUUUAACUCCUAAAUGGCAGAGAAUUGGGCAGUGAGACUACAGGGGCACAAUCUAUACACUAAAACUGCUUCAUUAAGCUAAAAUUGUUUUUCCCUUUAAAUCCAUUAAUUCAUGUAAUUACCCCAACCGUCUCUUUUAGUUUUUUGCUUUGUUUUUUUCCCCCCAGAGUUUUCUGUGUACAGAUUCCAGAGGAUUUCUCAGUAUCUAUAAUCUGACUGAUUACACCACUGUGGAGAGAUUUAUCAAGCAUAAGCUGGUGCUAUAUUGGGUGCAAAGUGAGACAUCCUGUUGAUUUCCAUGACAUUAUUGCACAGUCGUUAUUCGGCAUGUGCCAACCAUAACUUUAAUAACACGCAGACACCAAAAGUUCUGUUGGAGUAUAAAGUCCACAGCUUUAUUAAUUAAUAUCAAUAUAUAAAUUAACAAUUUAGGGUCAUUGUCAACAGUACUCCUUUUCGUUACGCUCUCUCCUGUAUCAUACCCCCGACAAUGACCCUACCAAAACAAACAUUAGCAUAACCAAUAAUACAUACACGUAACUCAACGGCCUACCAAGAGGCCCCACCUCCAUUUGUCUAACUGCAGGGGUGUACCCAGACACCCCUACACCCCUUGGUUCGUAGCCACCGACGGGCUCGAACCUACCUCCAUACUUUUAACUUCCGGCCUACUCCAGCCUAGACCUUGGCCUACCAAUUUCUUAAUCCACCAAACUUCCAGUUUAACCAAGACCUUUUCCCGCCGCUGUGACCAAACGGGAACUACUACCAACUCAUAGGGUGGGUGGGAGGGACAAUUUACAGGUAAGAAAGGCUCAAGUUAGAAUGAACUUACCCUAAAAUGGCCGCUAUUUAACUUCCCCUCUAACCCACGCCCCCCAGCACAAUCACAGGACAGCCCCCUGACCUGAACUUCACCUGCCUACUCCUGGCUCUGUCAAGGCCCACUCCUCCCUGCAUUGCUCCGUGGUUUCAUGAAGAUGGUUCAUUGUUUAGCAUAUUCUCCAAUACAUCACCAAUUUUUGCCUUGAUAAAGCUCUUUAAAGGGAUACUAUAGUCACCCAGACCACUUCAGCUCAAUUAAGUGGUCUGGGUGCAAUGUACAUCAGGUUUUAAAGCUUCACAUGUAAAUAUAGCAGUUUCAGAGAAGCUAGAGGCGCUUCUGCGACGCUGGAUGCGAAAAUCGCAUCCAGCGUGCAGAACGUCCAUAGGAGAGCAUUCAGAAAUGCUUUCCUAUGAACCAUUUGAAUGCGCCCGCGGCUCUUGCCACGCAUGCGCAUUCGACUCCACUCGGGAACUGACGUCGGCGGGGGAGGAGAGGUCAUCGGAGCUUGAUUAAGGUAAGUGGCUGAAAGGGGUUUUAACCGCUUCAGCCCAGCUGGAGGGGGACCCUGAUGGUGGGGGGACCUAAGGUUUAUAUAUUGUCAGGGUUUGUUUUCCUGACGCUAUAGUGAUCCUUCAAUAAAUUGUUUAAUUCAUAAGAAAACGGUUUCUCUUGAAAUCGCCUCUUUUUUAUGAAGUAACGAAGAGGGGACACUUAACUUUUAAAGGGCUUCAACAAGCUGUGGUUUGGAAUAUCCCUUUAACAAGAUAAUUGCACAAUUAGACAUAAAAUGCUGCUUAGGAAUAAAAGACAGUUUUUACAAUGUUUAAUGAUUUGGAUUCAAAUUUGCAAUUCCUAUUUUAGCGAUUAUUGCUACUGAACGUGUAUAGAUGUAUUUACCGUUUUAAAAUAAUGAUAAAGUGAAAAAGAGAGCGCACUAAAAAAGAAUUUUAAAUACACCUAUUUAGAGUGGUACUACAGGUACCUCUAGAUUGUAGCUGCUAAACAAAAAAGAAUUUCCCAAAUCCUAUAUACAAAUUUUUAAAUUGUGUUGUCAGUGCUUAGGAGAUAAUCCCCUUAAAUUUUACCAGGGAUGUGCACAUUCACAAAUGUAUCCACAACAACUGUAUCAAACAAAAUAAAACACAGUAUAAAAGCUUCAGCGUUUCUAACUGUAACAAUAACAUUUUUGUAUAAAACAAAGAUACUCUAAAGUCCAAUAAAUGUAAUUAAUUGCAGGGUCCAAGAUAUAGGGAAGUCUAUAAUAUUAUUGAAGACACACUCUUGUGCUUGAAUUCCCUUAAAGAAAGACAGAAAAUAUAUAUAGUGUUUUUUUAUAUUACAUUUUAUUAUGUUUUGCCUUAAAAUUUAAAAGGAUUAUGAAUUCCAAACAAUUCUUACUUUUAUUUAAAAACACUGCCUGCAAGAAUUGAUAACUGCAAUGGAUUGAAAAUUUAACGGACACAUUCAGGCUAAACUAGCUGACUUGGAAAAAUUCAACAGCUUCACAAUAAUCAGUGCGGCUAUUUUAACCUGAAUUACUCAGUUCAGAUUUCAAUUAACUAAGCUUGGUAUUUUAGUGUAAAACUGAACGAUACAGUUGCAAGAAAAAGUAUGUGAACCCUUUGGAAUGAUAUGGAUUUCUGUACAAAUUGGUCAUAAAAUGUGAUCUGAUCAUCAUCUAAGUCACAACAAUAGACAAUCAGUCUGCUUAAACUAAUAGCACACAAAGAAUGAAAUGUUGCCAUGUUUAUUGAACAUUGAAUGGGUAAAGCAGUGACUGAGUGACAGGCAACAGAGGGUUGUAGUUAAUGGAAUAUAUUCGAAGCUUGGGCUUGUCACCAGUGGGGUACCUCAGGGAUCUGUACUUGGACCCAUUCUCUUUAAUAUUUUUAUUAGUGAUAUUGCAGAAGGUCUUGAUGGUAAGGUAUGUCUUUUUGCUGAUGGUACUAAGAUAUGUAACAGGGUUGAUGUUCCAGGAGGGAUAAGCCAAAUGGCAAAUGAUUUAGGUAAACUAGAAAAAUGGUCAGAAUUGUGGCAACUGACAUUUAAUGUGGAUAAGUGCAAGAUAAUGCAUCUUGGACAUAAAAACCCAAAGGGCAGAGUACAGAAUAUUUGAUAGUCCUAACCUCAACAUAUGAGGAAAGGGAUUUAGGGGUGAUUAUUUCUCAUGACUUAAAGGUAGGCAGACAAUGUAAUAGAGCAGCAGGAAAUGCUAGCAGAAUGCUUGGUUGUAUAGGGAGAGGUAUUAGCAGUAGAAAGAGGGAAGUGCUCAUGCCAUUGUACAGAACACUGGUGAGACCUCACUUGGAGUAUUGUACACAGUACUGGAGACCGUAUCUUCAGAAGGAUAUUGAUACCUUAGAGAGGGUUCAGAGAAGGGCUACUAAACUGGUUCAUGGAUUGCGGGAUAAAAUUUACCAGGAAAGGUUAAAGGAUCUUAACAUGUAUAGCUUGGAGGAAAGACGAGACGGGGGGAUAUGAUAGAAACAUUUAAAUAUAUAAAGGGAAUCAACACAGUAAAGGAGGAGACUAUAUUUAAAAGAAGAGAAACUACCACAACAAGAGGACAUAGUCUUAAAUUAGAGGGACAAAGGUUUAAAAAUAAUAUCAGGAAGUAUUACUUUACUGAGAGGGUAGUGGAUGCAUGGAAUAGCCUUCCAGCUGAAGUGGUAGAGGUAAACACAGUAAAGGAGUUUAAGCAUGCGUGGGAUAGGCAUAAGGCUAUCCUAACUAUAAGAUAAGGCUAGGGACUAAUGAAAGUAUUUAGAAAAUUGGGCAGACUAGAUGGGCCGAAUGGUUCUUAUCUGCCGUCACAUUUUAUGUUUCUAUAUUUCCAACAUUCACUAUGACCAUUUACUGCAAUUUGUUAUAAAUCUAAUUCAUGCGGACCUAGUCAUCCCAUAUCGCUUUUUAUUUGCGGUCAGACAUUUAGAUUGUGAGCUCUUGGGGAUAGAAAUGUAGUUGGAGUCUCAGCACAUUCUAGUUCAAUGUCAUUCCCAGAAACUACUCAUUUUAUAUUUUAUGAUGUGCUAUUGUGUGUACAUAUCUUCUACAUAUAUCCAGUAAAUCUUGGUUGCUGUUUUUUUUUCAUCUUUUUAUUGUACACUUAGUGAUGAGUCACAGCAAAUUUUGUGCUAAUUAUUUUUAAAAUCCCAGAAUUUCUCUUGUGGCUAUCUGUAAGGAAAGAAUUGAUAGAAGGCUACGGAUUGGCAAGUUGGCAAGGCAUGCUUUGAAAAUGGCUCCUGUCUUGUCCGCCAGAGCUGUAGUUUGUUAUUGGUUCUAAUGUUGUGACAUCAUAGAUGAUGUAACCCUUGUUUUCUCUCUCUCUCUCUCUCUCUCUAUUGCCCUGCGCAUUGCUAGGAGACCCGAAGGUGCGCGUUUACUUAGAAAAACCAGUGGAAUUUGGCGUGAAAAACAAGAUGCUCUGUUACGCCUAUGACUUCCAUCCUCCACUAAUUAAAAUCGGCAUGUAUUUAAAUAAGGAAGAGGUCCCCAAUGCACAUCAGAAUGACAUGAAAUUCAAUCAGGAUUGGUCCUACGAAAUGCUGAAAUAUGUGGAGAUCACCCCAAACCAGGGAGACAAGGCUACAUGCACCGUUAGCCACAAUGGACAAGAGCCAAAGACCUACGAGCUGAAUUGGAGUAAGAACUUGCCAUUAGCACAAUGUCACUGUUAUGUCAGCACAGCUUUGGGAGAUCUGUCGGUUUAGGGUGUGGGAAUUAGGUCUAAACUAGGCACUCAGUCAUUUUUUCCCACCCCCCCUCCCCCCUUGUUACAUGAAACCUGCUCUUCAGGGAGCUUGUGGUUUAUACACUAAACACUGCAAAACUCACUUUACUGAACAAAUCCCCAUGUUGUGAGGAUUAAAAAUUACUUUUUUUUCAAAUGGGGAUAUUACACGACAAAACUUUGUUCUUAAAUUAUUAAUUUAUUUAAAAGGCCUGUGGCUUAUAAUUUGCAAUUCCUAUUUUAUUGAUUAUUGCGGAUAAUGAACAUGUGUAGAUGCAUUUACCCGUAUGUAUUACAGUAAAGUGAACUUAAAUCGUGUGCAGUUUAAAGACCCCCCUCUCAUUCUAGAUUGUUACAAAGGGAGUUUGUUACUUGGCCCAGCAGGGGGUAUGUAACUGGGUGGGAAACCUGAGUAUAAUGACUCCCUUUUAUUUUUCAGUGUAAUACAUUUUUCCAAAGCUUGGUGACUGGCAUCCGAUACUCAUUCUCCGAAAGAAACUAUCCUGCCCUCACCCCCAUCAGCGAUGAAUGUGACCACACUGACCAAAUAGCCGACUGUCAGCCAUGAAGUUGUCUGAUCUCCAUCUCUUCUGAUACCUGAAUGACAUGCGACCAGCCCAAGACUUUAUCUCGACAAAAUGCUUUUUGUGUGUUGACAUCUUCCUGCUGAUUGUUGUCUAUAAUCUUAUAUACUGAGCAUAUCAGCCACAGAUUAAAAGAUAUAGCUACCUAAAGGAUGAGCACACCUGUUUAGAUGUCUACAAUACAGAGGUCGGGGAAAAUUUAACAUAAAUUCUACGUUUGACCAAUAGUCACGUAUAUAGAAAUAAAGAUUAAGGCUGCAGUGGCUAUCACAGUGUAAACAUCAAUUCGCACUCCACAGCCCAAAAACACUUCCGCCUACUGAAAUGCUUUAUGGGUGAGGAGUAUCUUCGUUUAACCCCAAUUUAGAAAAGUGCCCAUUUCAAUAAGAAAACAGCACUCUUAUCAAGUAACUAUGGGACACUCCCAUGGCAUCCAAACAGCCAGGUAGGGUUGCAGUCUCCUAUUGUUGGCUCUCCUGAUAUAAAGGAAAUGGCAGGCACGAGAUUGCACAUUUACACCAAUUGGUUAUUUUACUGUAAAGAGAUCUGAAAGUCUCUGAUGGUUAAACUUGGCGUUAGAUAUUCCUGAAAAUCUUUUCAGCAUAUCCUAACCCAAUCCAAAAUUAACAAGCACUUUUUUUAAUAAACCCAUCCCAACCUUAAUGUUUCGCAAUAGUUCUUGAAAAGCAGAACUCACAUUAGACCGAGCGAUUAUUUUUUUCCAUUUCAUUCUAAUUUGUGUAUUCUAAUUAACUUUAUAUUUGUGUGAGUAUUUGGUGCAACCAAGCAUGUUAGUUUUACUAGGCGCCCAGUAAGCCCUUCUGCACUGGCUAUUGCUUAAUGAUUUGAUCUGUCUUAAAUUGCCUACUUUUAUUUUGGGCAACAUAGUAUCACAUUAUGAUAAAGAUUUCUGAAAUAUUACAAAUGCAAAUAUCAAGAAUUUACAUACACUGCUUGCUCCUUACUUUAUAGAACCACUAAACUUUAAAUAAAAUACGCUGUUAAUCAUCUGAUUGGUUAAAUUCAUUGGGAUUCAUUGAGUGUGUUUAAGAUUAAAUUUUCUAUUCAAAAAUUAAAGUCCAUUUUGCAUACUUUAUUUGUAAAUGUUGGGGAUAUUUUUGUCGUGUUUUUUUUUCUUUUUUUUUUUUUCUUUUGUAUUGAUUUAAAAUAAAUUAAUAAAACACAG